GUUUGUUUUGCGGUUCUCCUUGCGCAGUCAACUCGGGAGCAGCAAUAAUGGAGUACAGGAACAAGCUCGUUCUCGCUCCCAUGGUUCGAGUCGGAACGCUGCCAUUUAGAUUACUAGCUUCUGAUUACGGUGCAGAUAUUACAUACGCCGAGGAAAUUAUUGAUCACAAGAUUAUCAAAUGCGACCGCAUUGUUAAUGAAUAUAUCGGAUCAACUGAUUUUGUUGAGAAGGGAACUGAUAAUGUUGUCUUCAGAACCUGCGAUCAAGAAAGGGAUCGAGUUGUAUUUCAAAUGGGCACUUCUGAUGCUGUGAGGGCUCUAAAGGCUGCUGAAAUAGUGUGUAAAGAUGUUGCUGUGGUAGAUAUCAAUAUGGGUUGUCCCAGGCCAUUUUCUGUGAGUGGUGGCAUGGGUGCUGCUUUGUUGUCAAAGCCUGAUCUCAUACAUGAUAUUUUAACAACUUUAAGGAGGAACAUAGACACUCCAGUAACAUGCAAGAUUCGACUUUUAAAUUCAUCCCAUGAUACAGUAGAACUUGCGAGGAGAAUUGAGAAGACUGGUGUUUCUGCUCCUGCUGUCCAUGGAAGAAAAGUAGCAGAUAGGCCAAGGGAUCCAGCUGAGUGGAAUGAUAUUGCUGAUAUUGUGUCAUCAUUGUCUAUUCCAGUUAUUGCAAAUGGUGAUGUUUUUGAAUAUGAUCAUAUCGAGCGCAUUAAAGUUGCAACAGGUGCUUCAUCUGUUAUGGUUGCAAGAGGUGCUCUCUGGAAUGCUUCAAUUUUCUCUCCCAAAGUAAAAGAACAUUGGGAAGAUGUGAAAAAGGAGUAUGUUAGGAAGAGCAUAUUAUGGGUUGUGCAUCUUGGUUAUACAACUCCAAGAUAUGUAUCUCAGCUAUGUCACUGGAAUGAAUAUGUAUUCAUCAUCGGAAAGUCUAUGGGGAAGAAGAAUAUUACGAGUUGAUUAGUGCGAACAGAUUCACUCUCAAUGGAUAUAGAUGGCUGUGCACCAAGAACCUCCAGUAGGCUGAAGCCUAACAGUCGGUAAAUGGAUGGGAUGAGCUCGUAAAAAUGAGGUAUCCCCCACAAACCAACCUAGGAAUCUAAGGGUUCCUGCCGUUGUAUCUUAGUGAAAUAUACAUGUAAAUAGCACUUAUUUCUGCAAUGUUUUGAUCUUUUAAAUUAAAUUAUGUCAAGAGUGGUGAAGCUGGCGUCCAGUGUUCUUAUGCUU
This is a messenger RNA of Hibiscus syriacus, 1217 nucleotides long. RefSeq names its product tRNA-dihydrouridine(20) synthase [NAD(P)+]-like. NCBI's taxonomy places the organism in Eukaryota, Viridiplantae, Streptophyta, Magnoliopsida, Malvales, Malvaceae. The record is from RefSeq and is a predicted model, not a curated record. Gene Ontology annotation, cellular component: cytoplasm. Gene Ontology annotation, molecular function: flavin adenine dinucleotide binding; tRNA dihydrouridine synthase activity. Gene Ontology annotation, biological process: tRNA dihydrouridine synthesis. The transcript is spliced from 9 exons. The coding region runs from base 48 to 950 and encodes 300 amino acids.